Messenger RNA from Cylicostephanus goldi, 537 nucleotides. NCBI's taxonomy places the organism in Eukaryota, Metazoa, Nematoda, Chromadorea, Rhabditida, Strongylidae. The record is from the annotation of a GenBank genome assembly.
AUGGACACCCAGUUAAGCAUCAAAACCUUACUGACCGCUGCUCGACUUUUGGACGGAGGUCGUGAGGUGAACAAUCUCGUACAACCUCAUCCCACUAUGCAAGAUGUGCCGACGGGCACGAUUCCGUCAUCACUUGCCAUGCAACCUCUAUAUGCUGAUUCCAUGCAGCCUGAACUCAGGGUUAUUAUCUCAAGGAAGAUGCGUGUUGAACGGAAGCUUUGUUCCGCUUCAACAAGCGCUCAACCAUACUGUUCCUCGUCCCCGUCACGGAAAAACUCAUCGAAACACAGUCGAGCCGCCCACAAUGAGCUCGAAAAAACUCGCCGAGCAAAUCUUCGAGGAUGCCUGGAGACGCUGAAAACUCUCGUACCACCGCUUGGCGAUGCGUCUCGUAAUACAACGCUUGCAUUGCUGACGCGUGCCCGUGACCACAUCAAGGUGAGCGCUCGUUCACAUGCGAAUCACGUGCGCGCGCACGUGUGCGCGCGUAACGCCCAGCCCACACGGGUCUUCGAGUGGAAUGAUUCGGUGGUGUAG